UAGUAUUGAGGGGAAGAAAGAAAACAUGAAGAUCUCAAAAUCUUGUGUAAUCUUGGUUCUUCUCAUAAUAAGCUUUUUAAGUGCACUAGCCUUAGCUCAUAAACAUGAUUAUGAUGAUCACACAUGUAAGCCUAGUGGCAAGUUAAGGGGCAAAAAACCACCAAAAGGGAAAUGCAAGAAAGACAAUUUAUCCGAGUGUUGCAAACAUGGCAAGGUUUAUACAACGUAUGAGUGUUCGCCCAAGAUCACGAACCGAACGAAGGCGAUCUUAACACUGAACGGAUUUGAGAAGGGUAAGGACGGAGGAGCGCCGUCUGAGUGCGACAACAAGUACCACUCAGACGACGUUCCAAUCGUGGCACUGUCGUCGGGGUGGUUCAACAAAAAGAAGAGGUGCAUGAACAAGAUUAGCAUAUUUGGGAAUGGAAGAAAGGUUAAUGCAAUGGUGGUUGAUGAGUGUGACUCUACAAUGGGGUGUGAUUCUGAGCAUGAUUUCCAGCCUCCUUGCCCUAACAAUGUUGUUGAUGCCUCCAGAGCUGUUUGGAAGGCCUUGGGUGUUCCAAAGAAGGAUUGGGGUGGAAUGCAAGUUUUUUGGACUGAUGCUUGAUUUAUACUAAAACUUGGUAAUAAUUUAUAACUCACGUGAAGUUGAUAGUUGAAAAUCGUUAGAUAGUUAUUUAGUUAAAGUUGUCAAAGUAUCUAACAGUUCUUAAAUAUCAACUUUAUAUG
Molecule: messenger RNA, 729 nt
Organism: Arachis stenosperma
Lineage: Eukaryota; Viridiplantae; Streptophyta; Magnoliopsida; Fabales; Fabaceae
Product: kiwellin-1-like
Exons: 1
Coding region: 26-607 (193 amino acids)
Source: RefSeq, a predicted model, not a curated record